Messenger RNA from Culicoides brevitarsis, 1812 nucleotides. RefSeq lists its product as uncharacterized. The coding region runs from base 1 to 1686 and encodes 561 amino acids. The transcript has 3 exons. The record is from RefSeq and is a predicted model, not a curated record. NCBI's taxonomy places the organism in Eukaryota, Metazoa, Arthropoda, Insecta, Diptera, Ceratopogonidae.
AUGUCCCGUCACAAUUACACAAAUCCCGCAUUUUGCCAACAAAAUGAAUUCUACGAGGAACGAAGCGAUGGAACAGUGGAUAUUAUCAGCACAACUCCAUCCAAAAUGCAUCGAAGCGAAUCGCAACGUUCAUUUCACAAGCCCCAACAUUUGCAAAAAAACGUCUUUCAGCGUGUCAACAGCGAACGAAACCCAAAACAGCAGUUAAAAUACCCCCAACGUGAAUUACCUCCAAAACCUGGCCCCAAACCUCGCAUUGUCGAAGGAGGUCCUGCUUCAACAUCUCGUUACGGCUCAAUAACUUCCAUUUCAACAACGCACACAACGACAGGAAAAUACGCCCUCGUGCCUGUAGAAGAAUUGACGUCGAGCAACAAAGGUCGUUACGCCGUCGUGCCUCAAUCCGAGAUCGAAAUGUACUCAAAAACAGCGCGAAUUGUCAAAAGUCAGGAAAAUUUGGACCGAAUUUCGGAUCACGAAGACUUGGAUCGUCACAAUUUGUCAGCUGAUCAAUUCACGAGUCUCCCGCCGAUGGUAAAUGCGAGUAGCAAUGCGAACAUCACGACGCCCGGAAGACUCGUUUCGGCCUUUUCGACAGAUUUCGGGAGCAAAAGUUUCGUUUUGUACGACCAAAAAUCGAUGCAACGCUACGAAGUUGUCCCGACGGAGGAAAAUGAGGAACUUGUCGAUCCCAAUCACGAAAUAAUUCAGAUGCAAAAUGGCAGGGCGCAUCGUUACGCGAUGAUUCCAACGGAAGAAGAGGAAGAAACUUGCCUGAAUCCGCCUUAUGCGACCAUUAAACAGCAAUCGCAGGCGCAUCAACAACGUCCGGCAACUCGGGGAUCGACAGCGACGUUAAAUAAUCGCUCGCCGGUGCGUUUUAUUCCCGCCCCGAACGCUACGGGCAACGUAACUCCGCGAAAAAAUCCAAUUGCGACGCAAAAAUUGCAUGAAAUCCUCUCGACGCCGCAGAAACAGUUGAUCCGGCAGCAAAGUACGACACCGAGAAGCACUCCAGUUCGAACGAAACCUCCGCAACCGGCGAUUUUGACAAGCAGCACGCCAACAAGACACGAAUUUACGCCGCAGAAACUGGAUUAUGGGCAAGUUAAGCGCGCGACAUCGCAAAUGCAUCUGGAAACACGAACAACAGCGGUUAUUUCGCCGAGGCUUCAAAGUCAGUCGAUUUAUAGUGAAACGACGACGACAAACACUUCGUUCCUUGGGAAGUCGUGGAAUAGUAUUCAAGCGAAGAAAGCUGCUGGACCGGCGACUGUUGGAGCGAUUUCGUUGAUGUUGGUGCUUUGUGGAUUGUUGAAUGGCGGGCUUUCGUUGUAUUUGACCUGGAAUAAUGGGCGAUCGUAUUUUUUGGAUACAAGUUUCAUCUGUGGAUUGGCAUGUCUUGGAUUAGGAGCUCUUGGAUUCAAGUCUCGACAAUGUAAUUGGUUGCCGAAUAGGAAUUAUAUUUCAGGAUACUUACUUGUAACAGUAUUUUCCAUCCUCGACUGCUGCGGACUCCUCGCUUUACUCAUCUUGAAUCCCUUCCCCGGAUUUCCGCAACACGAUGUCAUCUCCGGAGUCAUUCUCGGCUUAUCUGCUAUCACACUCGCCUUCAUUAGUCUCGGCGUUGUCAGUUCUCGUUGGUGUCGCUCAUAUCCGCCAGAUGCGAGAAUUGAACCCGUUUAAAAAAAUAUUCGCUAAAAUUUGUUGAUAAGAUAAGAAAUUUUUAAGUUAACGUAAUUUAUUCAAUUUUAUUUAAAAAAAAAUUUUUUAUUGAUAAACGCUUAUUUAUUUUUUUUUGCUUUGAUUGAA